This is a messenger RNA of Sordaria macrospora k-hell, 918 nucleotides long. RefSeq lists its product as uncharacterized. Lineage: Eukaryota; Fungi; Ascomycota; Sordariomycetes; Sordariales; Sordariaceae. The record is from RefSeq and is a predicted model, not a curated record.
AUGAAGCCCGUGAUCGAAUCAGUCGAUGCAAGAAACAAGUUGGAGGAUCUCUCUGGUAUUAAGGCCAGGCCGGGAGACAACCCGUACGAUACCCUCAUACAAGCCUGCAAUGAUCAUCCCGCCGAGAUACAGUCGUUGUAUGCCACUCAUCGAGUGACACGGAACCUCCAACAGCGACAACAAUUCUUGUCAGCCGACUUUUCAGAACUCAUUAUCGAUCCCGUUUUAUUACGGCUCGAGAAACCAUCAGUCGAGCCUGGGUUCCGAGACCCACGGCACUGUCUUGUAUUCUGGGCAAGACCACCGGAGCACAUAUUGAAACUGGCUUCCCAUUUGCAAUCCCUCCUCCAGAAGGUGGCCCCCAAUUUGUGGCUCAUGCCCACGCACUGUAUGCACAUGACGGCACUUGAGCUGGCGCACUCACGGACCUCAGAUGAGAUUGGGAGCCUCGUGUCGUCGAUACGGAUGGCGAUACCGUCUUUGACGAACCUGACGUUUACACACCGGGCCCGGUUGGUAAGACCCAUGAUAUCCUAUGACCUCUCGGCCAUUGCCGUGUCGUUCGUCCCGGCAGCCGAGGAGGAUGACGGGUACACGUACCACCAUCUCCGCAGAGACCUGUUCGAGGCAGUGAAGAAGACUGGGGUCGAGAUCGGGUCUCGGUACGUGGUUCCUAGCGCGCACAUCACGCUCGGGCGAUAUCUCGGCCAAGACGACCACGCGACGCAUCAGGCCCGGCAAAGCUGGAUCCAGGCGAUUGAGGCUAUCAACAAAUGGCUGGAGACUCAAGUGUGGGACUCUGUCGACGGCGAGUUCACGGGGGAGUGGGUUGUCGGUCAGGAGAAAGGGCUUGAAGUGCGAGACGGGACGCUAUGGUAUGGAGGUGGUCGCACCAUCAUGGCGGGAGAAGGAUUCUAA